CGUGAUUUUUGUGUGCUGUCAGUGGUGGUGAUAGACAUAACUUUUUACUUUAGGUCUCGUCCUCGGAGACAAAAACAAAUAUAUUUUAUUUAUUUAUUUCAUUAGUUUUAACAAAGAAAUACGAAGUAAAAAAAUGAUAAAUAGUUUUUCUUGCACGUGAAUAACAUUUAUUAAAAUUAAUUAUUUUAUUUUCCCAAAAAAGAUGUAAGGAUGUGGCAAAAAAGUGACUAAUAUAAAGAAAACCAAAAUAUUUAUACAAUCUCAAUAUUUUAAGUAACAUUUUAGCAUUGGCAGGGCAAUGGAUUCAGCAUCCAUCCAAAUCAUGCCAACAAAAUCUCAAGUAAUCUCAGAAAAUAAUGUGAUGGUUGACAAAACCACAACAAGUCAUAAUUUCCAAGAAAAUGGAAUCUCCUCAAAUGAAAAUCUUCAUCAACCUGAGUUUGCUGAAUUUGUAAAUACUAAUAAUAUGCCAAAUAAUACAAACACGACUGCUCUUUUCCUAGAAAAUGAAGCUUACAAUGUUUCUACGGAAUCAUUAAGAUCGAAUAAUAAUACUUUAAGACCGGAAUUAUAUAGAGAAUCCUCAAACGACAAUGAAGAAUCCAAUUCAGAAUAUCACUGCCCUACUGAUCCAUACCAUCAACAUAAACCCAAUAGUUCAUUAUUUUUUAAAGAUGGAUUUCGUUCGAUUGACUUUGUGUUAGCAUAUAAAACAAAUAAUCAAGAAGAAGAAGACGACGAAGUAGAGAAUAAAGUAAAACGACGAGUUUUUGAAGAGAAUCUUAUCAAUCAAGGACUGGAAUUAGAAACAGAAUAUAAAUCUAAGGAACAAAUAUGCUUUAUAAAAAUACAUGCACCAUUAGAAGUUUUGCAAAGAUAUGCGGAAAUUCUUAAACUACGAAUGCCAAUGAAAGAGAAUUUAUCCAGAAUGAACUAUUAUGAAAAAUCCAAUAAAUUGCAACAUGCACAAAAAUACAUGGCUAAAAAGAUUCCAGGUUUUGCUGGAGUUCAAAGGUCCACAAAAAAUGUUUAUUCCCGCCUUAAAGGAGUAUGGUCAUUUUUUGUUCGCGUGAUAUUCAUUGACGAACGAUAUUUUCCGAAAAAAUCACACCGUUUUACAGCUGUUUACAGCAGGGACAAAGAAUAUUUAUUUGAUAUUCAGCAAGAAGGCUUUUUUACAGCAUCCGUUCGUUCUAGAAUAGUACAGUUUAUUUUAGAUAGACAAAGAUUUCCUUCGCGAAAUGAAGAUGACGUGGCGUUUGGUAUUGAAAGGCUUGUCAAUGAGAGAGUUUAUUACUCUGCGUAUCCACUACAUGAUGGGGACAUAAACGAAAAAGGAACAAUGCGUGAAAAACUGUACACUCAAUGGGCUUCCGUGAGAAAAUGGUAUCGAUUUCAACCAUUAGACUACGUUAAGGACUAUUUUGGUGUUAAAAUUGGAUUGUAUUUCGCUUGGCUUGGCUACUAUACUUACAUGCUAAUGUUAGCGUCAGUGGUUGGAAUGUUUUGUUUUUUAUACUCCUGGUUUACUGUCGAUACUUUUGUACCUGUAAAAGACGUAUGUUCAGACCACUCAAAUAUAAAAAUGUGUCCUCUUUGUGACUGGUGCAACUUUUGGGAAAUCAAAGAAACAUGUUUCUAUGCCAAAAUAACUUAUUUAAUCGACAAUCCUAGUACAGUAUUUUUUGCUGUAUUUAUGUCGUUUUGGGCAACUCUAUUUCUCGAACUAUGGAAACGAUAUUCUGCAGAAAUCACACAUCGCUGGGACUUGACUGGAUUUGAUGUUCACGAAGAACAUCCAAGGCCACAAUAUCUUGCUCGUUUGGAAAAUGUUAAGAAAACUAGAACAGACUGUGUGACCAAUACAAAAGAACCAGUCGUUCCAUUUUGGCGAAUUAAAUUGCCAGCAACUAUUUUUAGUUUUUCGGUAGUACUUUUACUGGUAACAUUAGCAUUUGUUGCACUAUUAGCCGUAGUAGUGUAUCGAAUGUCUGUUUUGACACUUUUAAAAGUUGGUGCUUCUCCAAUGACGACAUCAAGUGCAAUAAUGUUAACAACUGCAUCAGCUGCAUGUGUUAAUUUGGGACUUUUAUUUAUUUUAAAUUAUAUGUACACACAUUUGGCUGAAUACUUGACGGAAUUGGAAUUAUGGCGAACACAAACACAAUUUGAUGACUCAUUAACCCUUAAAAUUUAUCUUCUCCAGUUUGUUAAUUAUUAUGCUUCAUUAUUUUAUAUAGCAUUUUUUAAAGGAAAGUUUGUAGGUCAUCCUGGAAGCUACAAUAAAAUACUAGAUUAUCGGCAAGAAGAGUGUUCUUCUGGUGGAUGUCUCACUGAACUUUGUAUACAAUUGGCCAUUAUAAUGGUUGGAAAACAAGCCAUGAACUCGAUCUUAGAACUUAUAAUGCCAAUAUUCUGGAAGAGAGUGCAGGCUGUGAAAGUUGGACUUUCGCGUUUAUUUAAAUCUGGUCAAACUGAUUCCUUAAAAGGACGUGAUGAGAGGUGGUUAAGAGACUUAAAAUUGUUAGAUUUCGGUCCACGAAGCUUAUUUCCAGAAUAUUUAGAAAUGGUUUUGCAAUAUGGAUUUGUGACGAUAUUUGUAGCAGCUUUUCCAUUGGCUCCGGUUUUUGCUCUUCUAAAUAAUAUUCUCGAAAUGCGUUUGGAUGCGAAAAUUCUAAUAACACAUCAUAAGAGACCAGUUUCACAAAGAGUUCGAGACAUUGGUGUAUGGUAUAGAAUUCUCGACUGUAUAGGAAAACUAAGUGUGAUAACGAAUGGUUUUAUUAUAGCAUUUACAUCAGAUAUGAUUCCCCGCCUAGUAUAUCAAUCUCUUGUCUCGGAAGAUGGAACUCUCGACGGUUAUUUGGAUUUCAGUCUAUCAUAUUUUGCUAUAAAAGACUCAAAUACUCUGAAAAACUAUUCUCCUGAAUUAAAUAUUACAACUUGCAGAUAUUCGGAUUAUAGGGAACCCCCCAGCUCGAACCGAAAAUAUGUUCUAUCUAGUAUGUUUUAUAUAAUAUUAGCUGGACGCCUAGCUUUUGUUGUGAUAUUUGAGAAUUUUGUUGCUUUAGUUAUGAUAGUUGUGCGCUGGUGUAUUCCUGAUAUGUCUAUUGAGUUACGAGAUCAAAUUCGUCGUGAGGUUUACAUAACCAACGAAAUCAUAAUAGAGCAAGAAGCAUCUCGUGCUAAAUUUGAACGUUACAAGCGUCAAAUUUCUUCCAAAGCUAGUGAACAUAGUGAAUCUAAUGCAAACUUUUUAAAAGUUGCAAAACUCAUAAGUGGGAAUCUUUCACAAUCUCAAAUGGAUCUCAUAAUUCAUGCCGAGGAUGAACAUACUGGAAUUGGUGGUGAACGUCAAGACAUUGAACUAAAUAACUGUGCCUAAAAUAAUUUUAAAUCUUUUCAACAUAUUAUACCUAUAUUUAACCAUUGUGAUACAUAUACUAAUGUCCUUUUGUUAAAGAUUUUUUUGUAUAAUUUAAUGAGGAACUAUAUUUUUGUUAUAUUUUCUAUAAAAAAUGAAACCAUAAACUUAAAAUGAAUGUUAAAGCGCAAAAAAAAACACAAGUUAAGUUUAUUUAUAGACUAAAGUUAUCCAACUUGAACAAUUUACUAUAUUUUAAGUUAACUGUUAAACGAAUAUCAUUAAAUAGAUAUGUUUUGAAAUAUUUAAAUAAAGUUCCUAUUUAAUUUUC
Molecule: messenger RNA, 3695 nt
Organism: Episyrphus balteatus (marmalade hoverfly)
Lineage: Eukaryota; Metazoa; Arthropoda; Insecta; Diptera; Syrphidae
Gene: subdued
Product: anoctamin-1
Exons: 17
Coding region: 299-3385 (1028 amino acids)
Biological process (GO): chloride transmembrane transport
Cellular component (GO): plasma membrane
Molecular function (GO): protein dimerization activity; chloride channel activity
Source: RefSeq, a predicted model, not a curated record